Molecule: messenger RNA, 225 nt
Organism: Clonostachys rhizophaga
Lineage: Eukaryota; Fungi; Ascomycota; Sordariomycetes; Hypocreales; Bionectriaceae
Source: the annotation of a GenBank genome assembly
AUGGAUUUCGUCAAGAAGGCCGCUUCCGGUAUGGGCAGCAACCACAACAACGCCCAGGCUCAAGGAGGCCAGCAGGACGACUACGUUGACAAGGCCUUCGGUCAAGCCAACAAGAGCCAGGGCUGGGGCCUUACCAGGGAGAAGCAAGAGAAGAUCACCGACGGUGGCCGUCAAGUCUACGAGAAGGUCACGGGCAACAAGGUGGAUCCCAAGUACUCCAACUAA